This is a messenger RNA of Asparagus officinalis (garden asparagus), 1341 nucleotides long. RefSeq names its product putative nuclease HARBI1. The record is from RefSeq and is a predicted model, not a curated record. The transcript has a single exon. Lineage: Eukaryota; Viridiplantae; Streptophyta; Magnoliopsida; Asparagales; Asparagaceae. Bases 1 to 1341 code for a protein of 446 amino acids.
AUGAAUUUUGGUGCUGGACCAUCUUCUAAAAUUUGGGGCUCCUCAUCUUCUUCUUCCGAUGGUGAAACCCUUGAUUUCUACUUUCAAGAUUGGGAGCAGGAACUAGAAGAGAUGAAGGAGGAGGAGGAAAUCUUAAAACAAUUGCAUGCUCGUCUUCAAGCGAACGAGCGGCCAAAACGAAGAGGAUCGAUUCCUGGCCAUGUGAUGAUCAAUCGCGGAAGAGAAGAAGGUAACUCUAGACUUUGGAAUGAUUACUUUUCUGAGACUCCCACAUAUGGAGAAUCUAUUUUUCGUAGAAGAUUCAGAUGUCGUAGGAAUCUAUUCAUUCGCAUUGUCAAUAGAGUAGCAGAUCAUGACAACUUCUUCAUGCAGAAGAGAGAUGCAACCGGUAAAUUAGGUUUAUCUACCUUGCAAAAAGUAACAGCUGCACACCGUAUGCUAGCAUAUGGAACAUCGGCAGAUGCAACCGAUGAAUAUAUUAGGAUUGGUGAGUCAACAACAAUAGAAUGUCUGAAGAGAUUUUGUCGAGCUGUUAUAGAGGUUUUUGGAGAAGAAUACCUAAGGCACCCUACUACGAGCGACAUUACACGUUUGCUAAAGAAAGGUGAAGAGAGAGGGUUCCCAGGAAUGUUAGGUAGUUUAGAUUGUAUGCACUGGAAAUGGAAAAACUGUCCAACUGCUUGGGCAGGACAAUACUCAGGACGUCAAGGAAAGCCAACAAUUAUUUUAGAAGCAGUAGCGUCAUAUGAUUUAUGGAUAUGGCAUGCUUAUUUUGGAUUGCCAGGAUCCAACAAUGAUAUUAAUGUGUUACAAUCAUCAAAUUUAUUUGAUAAACUUGCACAGGGUACUGCUCCUCCGGCUAAUUACACUAUAUUAGGAAAAGAUUAUGAUACCGGUUACUAUUUGGCCGAUGGAAUAUAUCCUAAAUGGUCCACUCUUGUGCAAACUAUAUCCCAACCCCAAGGACCAAAGAAGCAGUACUUUGCAGCCAUGCAAGAAGGAUAUCGAAAGGAUGUGGAGCGGGCAUUUGGAGUACUUCAAAUACGCUUUGCCAUCAUCAAAGGAUCAGCAUGGUUUUGGGAUAAACGGGUGCUACAUGACAUCAUGACUGCUUGUGUAAUACUACACAAUAUGAUUGUGGAGGAUGAACGUGAAGAAGAACUAGAUAAUGUUGAUUCAACUCAACCUUCAAAUGCUGACGAGAUGGAUGACAAUGACGAUGAAAGAUUAAGACGAUUCCUCGCUCGACAUAGGAAAAUCCAAGAUCGGGAGGCUCACUUUGAACUUCGGAAUGCACUCAUUGAACAUUUAUGGCAAAGACAUGGUAAUGGAAUGAUGUAA